Messenger RNA from Dicrocoelium dendriticum, 663 nucleotides. The record is from the annotation of a GenBank genome assembly. Lineage: Eukaryota; Metazoa; Platyhelminthes; Trematoda; Plagiorchiida; Dicrocoeliidae.
AUGCAGAACCUUACCGCAUGCCACACAAAUAAGAUGAUCUUCAGAAAGAUCGAUCUGGUUCGCGACUGUCACCAGGUACCUGUGGAUGACAAUGACAUUCCUAAAACCGCCAUCAUCAGUCCUUUCUGUUUGUUUGAAUGUUUAUGUAUGAUAUUUAUAUUAUGCAACGCCGCACAAACCAUCCAACGCUUCAUCCACGAUGUCACUCGUGGCAUAGACUUCGCAUAUUCCUACCUCGAUGUUAUCUUAGUAGCCAGUUCAUCGGAACAAGAGCACCUCGAGCAUCUUCGAACUCUCUUCCAGCGCUUGACCCAACACGGUGUCACAGUCAACCCGACUAAGUGCGUACUCGGCAAAUCAACGGAAGAAUUCCUAGGCUACCUCGUUUCAUUGGCUGAUAUUGAAGUCCUUCCUGAUAAGAUCUAGGCAAUCAAGCACAUCCCAGCUCCAACUUCGUUCAAACACCUCAGUCGAUUUUGUGGUUUGGUCAACAACUACCGACGCUUCAUUCCGCGCUGCGCUCAGCUCAUGCAGCCGCUGACUGACCUACUCAGAGGAAAUGAACGUAAGUACGCUUUCCCUGACACAGCACAGGCAGACUUCGAAAAGCUCAAGGAUGCUACCACCAACAUAGUACUCCUUGCUCAUUUGGAAGCGACUGCA